This is a messenger RNA of Erythranthe guttata (spotted monkey flower), 491 nucleotides long. Lineage: Eukaryota; Viridiplantae; Streptophyta; Magnoliopsida; Lamiales; Phrymaceae. The record is from RefSeq and is a predicted model, not a curated record.
AUAUUUUGUAAGUAACUAAUAAGUAUAACCCUCUUUCUCUCUGUUUUCACUCUAAAGAAAAGAAUAGGCGAAACCAAAUAUGUCUAGGAAGAGGCCUAUAGAUAUCAAAGAAGAGCUUGGUGAUGGGGGAUCAACGAUGGAGCGUGUUUGCAGAAGUUGUAAGAAGAAUAUUGUCGAGAUAGACGACGGCGAUGAUGAGUUUUUAAUGAUUAAGGCAGAACACAAUAUCCACGACAUUGCCAAAUUUCAGAUACGUCCAUCUGCAGGGAUAGACAAGCUUAUUGAAGAAGUGGCUAAGAGACUUAGUUUUAGACUUGGAAGUUUUAAAUUGAAGUAUGAGGAUGAAGAUUUAGACGAGGUCUUGUUAGCCUGCGAUGAUGAUUUGCGUCUUUGUGCCAAGAAUUUUGGAAAAAUGGGCAAAUCUUUUCUCCGGGUCUUUGUCGAUCGAAAAUAAGCCAAAAGAUUUGAUACUAUGAACAACUGUUUGAUUU